Symbiodinium pilosum is the source of this 1251-nucleotide messenger RNA. The record is from the annotation of a GenBank genome assembly. NCBI's taxonomy places the organism in Eukaryota, Dinophyceae, Suessiales, Symbiodiniaceae.
AUGACUGAAACGGUUAGAACGUAUUUGAAUCCUGCUCACUUCUUCAUGCUGCUGCGUGCUCACGGAACAUCUUUUUUCGCAGGGGUGCCAGACUCCUUGCUGAAGGAUGUGUGUGCUUAUAUCACAGAUAACGUCCCUGGGAGUCAGCACGUCAUUGCUGCCAACGAAGGUACGGCACUUGCCAUGGCCGCUGGCCACUACCUUGCCACUGGCAGCGUCGCUUGUGUCUACCUGCAGAACUCCGGCCUGGGAAACACCAUCAAUCCCCUGCUCUCGUUGUGUAGUAAGAAGGUAUAUGCCAUUCCCGCCCUGCUCCUCAUUGGCUGGCGCGGAGAGCCAGGCAAAAAGGACGAGCCGCAGCAUCUUCUGCAGGGCGCGCUGACUCCCACCAUGCUUGAGAACAUGGGAGUCCCCUACGAGAUCCUUCCAGAUUAUGCAGAAGGUGCCUUCGAGGUCAUAACCAAAGCAUAUGCGCCGGUCUUAUCGACAUGCACCUUGAAUCGCAGAGUGUGCGUGCAUGAGUGCCUGCGCAAAGGGAAAGAGCCCUUUGCACUCCUGGUGAAGAAAGAGACCUUCGAGAAGUACAGGCUUGCCGCGGACAGUUCAGUUUUCAGCGGUGACGACAUGCUACACAGAGAGGAAAUCCUGGAGGAGAUCAUUCAGAUUUUCCCGUCGUCUCCUUUGGUGACGACCACAGGGUUCACCUCGCGAGAGAUGUUCGAACUGCGGGUUCAGAAAGGCCAGUCGCACGGCCACGACUUCCUGACAGCAGGGGGCUCAGGGCUUGCUUGCGUGAGAGACAGAGUUGGUAGCAUGGGGCACUGCUCGUCCAUCGCACUUGGUGUUGCGCUUGCGCAGCCGCAGCAGGAGGUCCUCUGCAUCGAUGGUGACGGUGCUGCCUUGAUGCACAUGGGCUGCUUUGCAACGAUCGGCAGAUGCAGCCUUAGCAACUUCAAGCAUGUCUUGAUCAACAAUGCGGUGCACGAUUCAGUUGGUGGCCAGCCAACAGGAUCAGUGAGUAUUGAUUUCCCAGCCAUCGCGAAGGCAUGUGGCUACAAGGAGGUGCUGAGAGCUCGCAGCACGGGAGAGGUGCGGGAAGCGCUAGCAACGCUGAAGGCAAGCAGUGGGCCCUCUUUCUUGGAGAUUCAGGCGCUGCCUGGUGCUCGGGCCGACCUCGGCCGUCCUACGACGUCCACGCAUCAGAACAAGGAGGCUUUCAUGAAGCAGCUUCGUGGAAAGCUCAAUGACUGA